CGCCAAGUUUCCAUUUCCAUGAACAAACAUAACCACAAAAUUGUCAAAAACCGUGGGGAAGUAUGUCCGACGAAAAUCUAAGAGAAGUUGUAAAUGGUGCAAUGUUACCACAAUAUAAUGGAAAAAGGGUGAGCAUUACUGGUCUCGUGACAAAAGUGAAUCCCAACGGUAUCACCUUUGAUAUUAGAGCCACCGAUGAUUCUAUAGUGAAGGUGAACCUUCGAAAACCUCAUAGCGGUAAUUUAGAAGGGCAUGUGGAGGUUCACGGUACGGCAGUAUCCGGAUCUACAGUUAUAUGCGAUGAGCUUAUUGAAUAUCCGUCCGAAGCAUCGGAUGACUUUGAUGCUACCAGCCACAAUACGCUAUGCCAGUUACUACAAUCUGUUCCGAAUCUGUGGAAAACUACAGCCUAAUGCUUUACUGUGUAAUUUAAUAAAAAUGUGAUCAUAAAAAACCUGUGCUUACUUAAUUCUUUAUAGAACAAUAAAUUUAAAAAGGAAUCUUAAAAA
Photinus pyralis (common eastern firefly) is the source of this 509-nucleotide messenger RNA. Its product is annotated as replication protein A 14 kDa subunit-like. The record is from RefSeq and is a predicted model, not a curated record. Gene Ontology annotation, biological process: double-strand break repair via homologous recombination; nucleotide-excision repair; base-excision repair. The transcript is spliced from 2 exons. Gene Ontology annotation, cellular component: site of double-strand break; nucleus; DNA replication factor A complex. Gene Ontology annotation, molecular function: single-stranded DNA binding; damaged DNA binding. NCBI's taxonomy places the organism in Eukaryota, Metazoa, Arthropoda, Insecta, Coleoptera, Lampyridae. The coding region runs from base 63 to 413 and encodes 116 amino acids.